Cotesia congregata is the source of this 1926-nucleotide messenger RNA. NCBI's taxonomy places the organism in Eukaryota, Metazoa, Arthropoda, Insecta, Hymenoptera, Braconidae. The record is from the annotation of a GenBank genome assembly.
AUGACGGUUUCGUAUCAGUACGAGGUCGCAAGCUCGACGAGCGGUGGAUUCACCAGGCUUCUUUUUAUGUGGCGGGGAUCUCUUUACAAAUUAAUUUAUCGAGAGUUAUUACUCUUUUUAGUUGUCUUCGGCAUUAUUUCUGUUAUUUAUAGACAUGCUUUAACCACACCUCAUAAAAGAGCCUUCGAGAGAAUCGUUAUUUAUUGUGAUACAUUCGUUAGUCUUAUACCGCUGAGUUUCGUCCUGGGAUUUUAUGUUGCUUAUGUUGCUGGACGAUGGUGGCAACAAUAUAUGGCUAUUCCUUGGCCUGAUAAGGUGAUGCACUUAGUAGCAUUAUACGUGACAGGCAACGAUGAAUACGGGCGUAUGUUACGUAGGUCAUUGAUGCGAUACCUCAACCUGUCAUUGAUCCUAGUGUUACGAUCUAUAAGUUCAGCAGUGAAGCGCCGGUUCCCGACUCUAGAUCAUGUCGUCGACUCAGGUUUCAUGACUGCCCUUGAACUAGAGCUCUUUCAGUCAGUGCCGAGUCUGGAAUUCAACACUUACUGGAUUCCCUGCACGUGGUUCAUAAACCUGCUGAAAGAAUCGCGUCGGACUCACAGACUGCCGGACCCGCAGGGUCUCAAGAUAAUAAUGGAGGAGUUCAACGAGUUCAGAUCUAAAUGCGGGCUGCUCUGGAGCUACGACUGGGUCUCUAUACCUCUAGUUUACACCCAGGUAGUGACUCUCGCGACCUAUAGUUUCUUCGUAGUGGCUCUAGUCGGUCGCCAGUACAUCGAAGGCUCUAAGAAGCCUUUUCAAAUGGCCCUGGAUGCUUACUUGCCUAUUUUUACCAUCCUACAAUUUUUUUUCUACAUGGGCUUGCUGAAAGUGGCUGAACAGUUGAUAAAUCCUUUUGGCGAUGAUGAUGAAGACUUUGAGCUAAACUGGCUGAUUGACCGUCAUACAAAAGUGUCUUACUUGGGAGUUGAUACUCUGAUGAACCGGUGCCCGCCUCUUGUUAAAGAUUUUUAUUUUGACUCGGAAAAUAUUGUUUUGCCUUACACUGAAGCCGCCGCUGCUUAUAAGCGUAAAACUUAUCGUGGAAGUGUUGCCAAUAUGACAGUACCUGAAGAGAAGCAGACAAUGUUUUUACCGGAUAUUAUCGAAGAAGAAGAUGAAACUUCCCAUCCCGCGACACCUAAAACAUCAUCCAUCAUUGGGUCACCUUCAGCGACUCCAAAGAAGACUGAAAGCACUACCGAAACAAUUAUUCAGCUGGAUAAUCCAGAACCCGUAGAGUCUCUGGCAUCAGAGCUGUCAAUCGAUCGGAGCCAGCAUACUCCAGGGGCGGUGAAAAGAAAUUCCCGGUCGCUCCAGUGGCUGGAGCUAAACCGAAAGCGGUUCAUUCCUUUAGCAAAGCUGAGCCGGGUGAGCGUCCAGCCCUGGCCCAGUGCAACGAAUCUCCAAGAAAGUACUUUGUCUUACGAAACACCCAAGUCUUCGUCGCUCCAGAGUCCUCCGCCUUCCAUUAGCGUCAGUUGUGGCUCUGACGAGCCUAAUGACGACCUCCAAGGGUUCUUCAACUCGGCGUUCUCCCAAGAACAUCUUCCAGACACCGACAAAUCUUUAAAGCAGCAAGCUUCCGAGGAGUCUAACUCUGCAGUCGCUUCAAAAUCCAAAAAAUCACGGACAAGAUUUUUGGUCAGACGACAAAGCUCGGUCAGCAGCAGCAAGAAGAGAAAAAUAUUCCGGUGGAAGCGUCCGUUGGAUUCAACCCAAUCCAGGCGCAAAACUACUGACUGCGUGCCCUCACCUGCUGAUAUUAUUCCUCAGACCAGUAGUUCACCAGAUUUGGAGAGUUUUACAGCUAUUGAUGUUAUUAUUCCGCCUCGAGCGGCUUCUGAAGACAGGGACCACGCAUUAGAUCUUUUUACUAAAGAUUAA